Messenger RNA from Volvox carteri f. nagariensis, 1005 nucleotides. It is a transcript of the gene rps14, whose product is annotated as component of cytosolic 80S ribosome and 40S small subunit. Gene Ontology annotation, molecular function: small ribosomal subunit rRNA binding; mRNA 5'-UTR binding; structural constituent of ribosome. NCBI's taxonomy places the organism in Eukaryota, Viridiplantae, Chlorophyta, Chlorophyceae, Chlamydomonadales, Volvocaceae. Bases 57 to 518 code for a protein of 153 amino acids. Gene Ontology annotation, biological process: maturation of SSU-rRNA from tricistronic rRNA transcript (SSU-rRNA, 5.8S rRNA, LSU-rRNA); translation; ribosomal small subunit assembly. The record is from RefSeq and is a predicted model, not a curated record. The transcript is spliced from 3 exons. Gene Ontology annotation, cellular component: ribosome; cytosolic small ribosomal subunit.
GUGCUGAAUAGCCUAGCCCCGUUGCCUGCGGGUGCCACCAGUUUUUAAAAGCAGCCAUGGCCCCUAAGAAGUCUGCCAAGGCCGAUGACGCCCCCAAGGAGGUGGUCAGCCUGGGCCCGACCGUGCGCGAGGGCGAGCAUGUCUUCGGCGUUGCCCACAUUUUUGCCAGCUUUAACGACACCUUCGUUCAUGUGACUGACUUGUCUGGCCGGGAAACCAUCUCGCGCGUCACUGGCGGCAUGAAGGUCAAGGCCGACCGCGAUGAGUCUUCGCCCUACGCGGCUAUGCUUGCAGCUCAGGAUGUGGCCCAGAAGUGCAAGGAGCUGGGCAUCACCGCGCUGCACAUUAAGCUGCGCGCCACUGGAGGCAACAGGACUAAGACGCCGGGCCCAGGUGCUCAGUCUGCCCUGCGCGCUCUGGCCCGUGCGGGCAUGAAGAUUGGCCGCAUUGAGGACGUGACGCCGAUCCCCACGGACAGCACCCGCCGGAAGGGUGGUCGCCGCGGUCGCCGCCUGUAAAGCAGCGGUCCAGGAGCUGGAGAGCCCUCCCUGCUGCAGCGGCGUUGGCGGCAGCAGCAGCGGCAGUUGGAGAGCGAGCAGCAAGUGCAUCUGGGGCGGCGCGAUGGGAGGCCGCGUCUAUGUCGGCAGCGCUUUUGCUGCGACUGCUGUCCAGUCGCCUUCGUCGUCGUUGUGUGCCGCUUUUCGUAGCGUUUCUGUAACGUGAAAAGGGGUGUCACUGCGGCUGCUGCUGAUCACUCAUGGCCUCUGCUCUCGGUUCCUGGGCGGGGUUGGGGGUGAUGUAAAUGUCGCCAAAGGGCAGCUGUAGGAGAAAACAAGGUUUGGUGUCCCGUGUUCUAUCAGCCUGUUCUGGCGGGGGUUGCUGGUAACUACAUGCCAUCAAACAAUACAAGAAGCGGCGCUCCGCUUCUCGGUUUGUGCAAAGUUUACAGUCUGCAGGGUCUUGGUCAACAGUUGUUCCUGCCGUUAACGAUCCAUGUCCUGGGGG